AUGUUUCUCUGGAAACUCGUCGAAUAUGUGUCAGCGGAUGACGUCGUAGUUAACCUCGCCGACCCCGCCUGGUGCAAAGGCACGGACCUUGAGCGCGAUGCUACAGGUGCGAUGAAGGUUGGAAUCAAAGUGAUGAGUGCCGUUGCGGCGAGGACCAGAGAGACAGGCACGUCAUGCUUUGCUGAUGCUGCUAUCAACAAGGGCAAGGAUUCUCAUGGCUGUUUUAUCAUGAGCUGGGGUAUUCAUCCAUUCGCCGCAUUCAUGUAUAUGCCUGAGGGUCAAGAGAUGAUAGAACGUCUUUGGGAGGAGACAAUGAUUGAGCUUGACUUUGCUGGCAUCCGCAAUGCCUUAGAAUCUAUGCGUUCUUAG
Messenger RNA from Lasiodiplodia theobromae, 369 nucleotides. Its product is annotated as Short-chain dehydrogenase/reductase family protein. The transcript has 2 exons. Bases 1 to 369 code for a protein of 122 amino acids. NCBI's taxonomy places the organism in Eukaryota, Fungi, Ascomycota, Dothideomycetes, Botryosphaeriales, Botryosphaeriaceae. The record is from RefSeq and is a predicted model, not a curated record.